AUGUUCUCACAGAGACACAAGAAGAAUCAAGAAGCGGUGCAGCAGCUUUUGGGCCGUCUUCGGGACAACCGAGGGCAGCAGCAUUUCCUACAGGACUGUCACGAGCUAAAGCUCUGGAUUGACGAGAAGAUGCUGACAGCCCAGGACGUGUCCUAUGAUGAGGCCCGCAACCUGCACACCAAGUGGCAGAAGCACCAGGCGUUCAUGGCCGAGCUGGCCGCCAACAAAGACUGGUUGGACAAAGUAGAUAAGGAAGGGUGGGAACUGACCCUCGAGAAGCCAGAGCUGAAAGCUUUGGUGUCCGAGAAGCUGGAGGACCUGCACAAGCGCUGGGACAGGCUGGAGAGCACCACCCAGGCCAAGGCCCGCAGCCUCUUCGAUGCCAACCGAGCCGAGCUGUUUGCCCAGAGCUGCUCUGCCCUGGAGAGCUGGCUGGAGAGCCUGCAGGCCCAGCUGCACUCUGACGACUAUGGCAAGGACCUCACCAGCGUCAACAUUCUGCUCAAGAAGCAACAGAUGCUGGAACGGGAGAUGGCUGUGCGAGAGAAGGAGGUGGAGGCCAUCCAGGCCCAGGCGACAGCGCUGGCCCAGGAGGACCAAGGUGCGGGGGAGGUGGAGCGGACCUCGAGGGCCGUGGAGGAGAAGUUCCGGGCCCUGUCCCGGCCCAUGGCGGAGCGCUGCCGGCGCCUGCAAGCCUCUCGAGAGCAGCACCAGUUCCACCGGGACGUGGAGGAUGAGAUCCUGUGGGUGACAGAGCGGCUGCCCGUGGCUAGCUCCAUGGAGCACGGCAAGGACCUGCCCAGUGUCCAGCUUCUCAUGAAGAAAAACCAGACCCUGCAGAAGGAGAUACAGGGCCAUGAGCCGCGGAUCGCGGACCUCACGGAGCGGCAGCGUGCUCUGGGCGCGGCGGCGGCAGGCCCCGAGCUGGCUGAGUUGCAGGAAAUGUGGAAACGCCUGAGCUGCGAGCUGGAGCUUCGAGGAAAGCGACUGGAGGAGGCCCUGCGGGCCCAGCAGUUCUACCGCGAUGCCGCCGAGGCGGAGGCCUGGAUGGGUGAGCAGGAGCUACACAUGAUGGGCCAGGAGAAAGCCAAGGACGAGCUCAGCGCCCAGGCGGAGGUGAAGAAGCAUCAGGGGCUGGAGCAAGCCCUGGCCGACUACGCUCAGACCAUCCACCAGCUGGCAGCCAGCAGCCAAGACAUGAUUGACCACAACCACCCAGAGAGCACGCGGCUAUCGAUCCGCCAAGCCCAGGUGGACAAGCUGUAUGCCGGCCUCAAGGAGCUGGCCGGAGAGCGGCGGGAGCGCCUGCAGGAGCACCUGCGCCUUUGCCAGCUCCGCCGCGAGCUGGACGACCUGGAGCAGUGGAUCCAGGAGCGCGAGGUGGUGGCAGCCUCCCACGAGCUGGGCCAGGACUAUGAGCACGUGACUAUGCUCCGCGACAAAUUCCGAGAAUUUUCCCGGGACACGAGUACCAUCGGUCAGGAGCGCGUGGACAGCGCCAACGCACUGGCCAACGGGCUCAUCGCCGGGGGCCACGCCGCCCGGGCCACCGUGGCCGAGUGGAAAGACAGUCUCAACGAGGCCUGGGCUGACCUGCUCGAGCUGCUGGACACGCGGGGUCAGGUGCUGGCCGCGGCCCACGAGCUGCAGCGCUUCCUGCACGGGGCCCGCCAGGCCCUGGCGCGGGCGCAGCACAAGCAGCAGCAGCUUCCCGAUGGGACCGGCCGCGACCUCAACGCGGCCGAGGCCCUGCAGCGCCGGCACUGCGCCUUCGAGCACGACAUCCAGGCCCUCAGCGCCCAGGUCCAGCAGGUGCAGGAUGAUGGCCACCGGCUCCAGAAGGCCUAUGCCGGAGACAAAGCCGAGGAGAUCGGCCGUCACAUGCAGGCUGUGGCCGAGGCCUGGACCCAGCUUCAGGGAAGCUCUGCUGCCCGCCGUCAGCUGCUGCUGGACACCACGGAUAAGUUCCGCUUCUUCAAGGCUGUCCGGGAGCUGAUGCUGUGGAUGGAUGGGGUGAACCUGCAGAUGGACGCCCAGGAGCGGCCCCGGGAUGUGUCCUCUGCAGACCUGGUCAUCAAGAACCAUCAGGGCAUCAAGGCAGAGAUAGAUGCCAGGGCCGACCGCUUCUCCUCAUGCAUCGACAUGGGCCAGGGACUGCUUGCCAGGAGCCACUAUGCAGCUGAGGAGAUCUCGGAGAAGCUGUCUCAGCUGCAGGCACGGCGCCAGGAGACAGCAGACAAGUGGCAGGAGAAGAUGGACUGGCUCCAGCUUGUUUUGGAAGUGCUCGUAUUUGGGAGAGACGCGGGUAUGGCGGAGGCCUGGCUGUGCAGCCAAGAGCCGUUGGUGCGAAGUGCUGAGCUGGGUUGCACAGUCGACGAAGUUGAGAGCCUCAUCAAGCGGCACGAGGCCUUCCAGAAGUCAGCGGUGGCCUGGGAGGAGCGUUUCAGCGCGCUGGAGAAGCUCACCGCGCUGGAGGAGCAGGAGAAGGAGCGGAAAAGAAAGAGGGAGGAGGAGGAACGGAGGAGACAGCCCCCUGCUCCAGAGCCCACAGCCAGUCAGCCUGAAGGGGACCUGGUGGACAGCCAGACGGCUCCUGAUGCUGCCUGGGACAGAACCCACCCCCGGCUACCGGCAUCCACACAGCAGGCCAGCGUUAACGGAGUCUGCGCAGAUGCAGAGUCCCCACAGCCCCUGUUGGAACAACAGAGACUUGAGCACGGCAGCUUCGCAGAAGGACCUGGGUCCGGCACCGGGGAUGAGGCCAAUGGGCCCCGGGGAGAGAAGCAGGCCCGGACGCGGGGCCCAGCCCCUCCUAUGAUGCCCCAGAGCAGGUCAUCCGAGUCAGCCCGGGUUGCCACUCUGCCCCCUCGAGGCCCCGAGCUCUGUGCCCAGGAACAGAUGGAGGGGAUGCUGUGUCGCAAACAGGAGAUGGAAGCCUUCGGCAAGAAGGCUGCCAACAGGUCGUGGCAAAACGUGUACUGCGUCCUGCGGCGUGGGAGUCUCGGCUUUUAUAAGGACGCCAAGGCAGCCAGCACGGGAGUGCCAUACCACGGAGAAGUGCCUGUCAGCCUGGCCAGGGCCCAGGGCAGCGUCGCCUUUGAUUAUCGAAAACGCAAACACGUCUUCAAGCUGGGCUUACAGGAUGGAAAAGAGUAUUUAUUCCAGGCCAAGGAUGAGGCAGAGAUGAGCUCCUGGCUGCGGGUGGUGAGUGCCGCAAUUACCACGGCGUCCUCCGCCUCCGGGGAGCCUGAAGAGCCGGCGGUGCCCAGUGCUGCCCGCGGCAUGACCCGGGCCAUGACCAUGCCCCCGGUGUCACCGGCUGGGGCCGAGGGGCCUGUCGUACUUCGCAGCAAGGAUGGCCGAGAACGAGAGAGAGAAAAACGCUUCAGCUUCUUCAAGAAGAGCAAGUAGUGGGCGGGGAGGGGGGCCCAAGGCUCCCGGGCCAGCUUCUUCCCUCAAUUCAGGAAACUGCCAGGGACCGUCAACAGGGACCACCCUCUUGUCAGGACAACUGCCUGCUGCUAGGGUCUGUUGCCAAGGUCAGCCCAUCACCAGGAACUGUCUCGGAGGACAAGUCAGUGUUCCCAAGGGCAACGCUCCUCUUCUGCUGUUUAAUUCCAGACUGGUGGUGGGACCCAGGCGACCCCCAAUUCCACUCCCACCUCCUGACGUCCUCCAUCUCCCCCCGGUCCUACACCCCAACCCCGACCCGGGUGCGGGCAGUGCUGCACCCUCCACAGAGGCCAUGUGGGCACGGCUGCCCCUGCCUCAGGUCAUUCUCCCACCGCAGCAAGGGCAUGCCCCUCAGUUCCUUGCCCCUGGGAACCAGCCAGGAACCUCUCAGAGCUGAAGCAGGACCUGGGGGCAAGAUUGCCAGAUGACCGAGUCAGAGACGCCGAAGCUCCCCCUUCCCAUCCUAAGUUACCCUCUGAUUCAAGCCACUCCAUCUCCAGCGACACUCAGUGGCUUCCAGGUGUGAGUGGUUCGGGGGCAGCCACAGCCUUGAGUCUGGCCAAGGAGGUGAUUAAACAGCUCAGCUUCUC
Molecule: messenger RNA, 4043 nt
Organism: Leptonychotes weddellii (Weddell seal)
Lineage: Eukaryota; Metazoa; Chordata; Mammalia; Carnivora; Phocidae
Source: RefSeq, a predicted model, not a curated record